Molecule: messenger RNA, 1428 nt
Organism: Adineta steineri
Lineage: Eukaryota; Metazoa; Rotifera; Eurotatoria; Adinetida; Adinetidae
Source: the annotation of a GenBank genome assembly
AUGUUCAGCUUUGGUCGAAAGAAAAAAAUUAAUCAAGACGAUGAAAGUAUUAAAGAAAUUGAAAAAGUCGUACAUAAACUUGCACAAGAUGGAAAUGGUCGAAUACGUAUUGUAGACUUAGAAGCUGCUUUACAACGUAUUGAUGAAGAUAAUCGAUCGAAACCAGAAAGAAAGAAACAAGUGAGAAAAUUCCUUACAUCAUUAAAACCAAAAGGUGAUCGAAUUGAUGGAGAAAAAUUUCUUCAAAUAAUGCUUGAAAGACAAAAACAAUUGAAACUAAGUUUCGAAGAAAUUGAUUUAAAUAAAGAUGGUGUUGUUGAUCCAGUUGAAUUAGCGAAAGCAUUUUCACGUUUAAAAAUUGUUUUAAAAAAAAAAGAUUUGAUGAAAAUUAUUGAAGUACUUGAUCGCGAUAAAGAUUUUAAUAUAACAUUUUCCGAAUGGCAAACAUAUUUUCGUUUUGCACCAUCAACUGAAUUAGAAGCAUCACUUCGUUCAUGGCGUCGUGGUGUACAAUUAGAUACAAUUAAUGAACAACAAAUGCCUAAUUCAUAUACUGAAAAAGAACGUGAAAAUGGAUUUUAUGCUCGACAUUUUAUUGCUGGUGCACUUUCAGGCAUGGUUAGUCGAACUGUAACAGCACCAUUAGAUCGAUUAAAAAUUUAUAUGCAAGCGAUGGGAAAGAAAAAAUUAUUAACAACAGCAAGUACUCUGUAUGGAGAAGGUGGAGGUGGUGUGAAAGGUAUUCGAUCAUUUUGGCGUGGUAAUGGUAUUGCAGUAUUUAAAAUGACACCAGAAAUGGCUCUUCGACAAGGCAUUUUUGAAACAUUUCGUGAACUUCGUGGUGAUUAUGAUGAAAUCAUUGUAUCACCCGUAACAAAUAAAGAGUUAUUUGGUCUUGGUUGUUUAUCUGGUUUUAUAGCUCAAACAUGUAUUUAUCCAUUAGAAGUACUUAAAACUCAAGCUGCUAUGCGAACAACUGGACAAUAUAGUUCUAUAAUGGAUCUCAUUCGAAAGUUAUAUAGAAGUGAAGGUUGGAAAGUAUUUUAUCGUGGAUAUUUUGCCAAUUCUCUUGGAGUAUUUCCUGCUGCUGGUAUUGAUUUUGCUCUUUAUGAAUAUCUUCGACGAGUCUAUCGAGAAAAAGUGACUUCAUUAGAAGAACCAAGUAUUCUAACUUUAACAAUGAUUUCGAAUGUGAGUGCUCUAGCGGCAAUGUAUGCAUCAUAUCCAUUAUAUCUUAUACGAACAAGACAACAAUAUCAGAUUGUACCAGAAAAUAUGUUUGAAAUGAUGGGUAGAAUAUGGAGAAUUGAUGGAUGGCGUGGUUUCUAUUUUGGUUCAUUACCGAAUCUUGUCAAAGUUUUACCUGCAUCAACAGUCGCCUAUUUAACAUUUGAUUAUUUUUCAAGUCUAUUUGAUAUUGAUGAAUAA